This is a messenger RNA of Colletotrichum godetiae, 450 nucleotides long. RefSeq lists its product as uncharacterized. The transcript has a single exon. Bases 1 to 450 code for a protein of 149 amino acids. The record is from RefSeq and is a predicted model, not a curated record. Lineage: Eukaryota; Fungi; Ascomycota; Sordariomycetes; Glomerellales; Glomerellaceae.
AUGAAUGAGUACUGCUACAAUAAUUCAUCCCUUCCUCGGCCGAGUCUCGCUGAUACAGCUUUAUCUCCGCAUCUCAAUAUCCCAAUAGACACUUACAGUGCUGUUACUUUUCACACAAAGUCCACCUUCAAACAAAAGUCCACCUCCAAGCAACUUACACCUCGGAUCUCAUCCUCCGAGUUCCCGCUGAUCCAGCCAAGCAAGGAAGGCGCCAAUAGAAGGAGAAGCUUGCCGAAUGAACCGCUCAAGCGCCGAAACGCCCGACUCCCCGGCCCUCCUCCGGCUCUGUUACAAGCUCACUCUUCCUCGGUAUCGAAACAAACGAGGCACGUCUACGGCCGGAACAUCCACCUCUUCCAAGCUUCGGCGUUUGAUUCACAGGAAACGGGGCGGCUUCUUGGACCAUCCCUAUGUUCAAGUACUGAAACGAAGGCAGAAAGAGGUGGAUAA